This is a messenger RNA of Phlebotomus argentipes, 495 nucleotides long. RefSeq names its product NADH dehydrogenase [ubiquinone] iron-sulfur protein 6, mitochondrial (gene ND-13A). The transcript is spliced from 3 exons. The coding region runs from base 50 to 433 and encodes 127 amino acids. Lineage: Eukaryota; Metazoa; Arthropoda; Insecta; Diptera; Psychodidae. Gene Ontology annotation, biological process: mitochondrial electron transport, NADH to ubiquinone. The record is from RefSeq and is a predicted model, not a curated record.
AUAUUUUGGAAAUUUGAUCUUGUUUUGACAUUUUGGCAGUGUGAAAAUCAUGGCUUGUCGAAAAUUGCUUGGAAAUCUGGGAAAACUCCCUCGCGUGUCGGUGAGAGCCGCUUCUGGACAAACCACAGGAACCUCCUAUCUUGAGCCUGAUAGGGAAAAUGAGAAACUACCCACUCACACGGGACAGGUGUUUUCCGACGAUGACUACAGAAAUGUGAGAUUCACAAAUGCAACACGAUACGUGAACAAGAACUUUGCCAUCGAUUUGAUUGAUGAAGUGCCUCCGAAGGAGUGCACAGAGCGGGUUGUUUAUUGUGAUGGGGGCGCAGGACCUCUGGGACACCCAAAAGUCUACAUAAACUUGGACAAACCGGGCGCCCAUGCUUGUGGCUAUUGCGGUCUGCGCUUUGUCAAGAAGGAUCAUCACCAUUAGAGUGUCAGCAGUGGUGUUAGGAUCCUGAAACAAUAGUUUUCUUGUAAAAAUAUGGCUUAGAU